AUGAGUUUCUGUACACAACUUACAAAUAAAGGACUGCUGCAGAUACUUCAGCUGUGUGGAAGUACACUUAGAUCCCUGGAUAUAUCAAGAACAAAUAUAACAGGAGAGAAUCUGUCUGAAUACAAGGGAACCCUGCCUUGUUUAGAGAACCUGAACAUGAGUUUCUGUACACAACUUACAAAUAAAGGACUGCUGCAGAUACUACAGCUGUGUGGAAGUACACUUAGAUCCCUGGAUAUAUCAAGAACAAAUAUAACUGGAGAGAAUCUGACUGAAUACAAGGGAACCCUGCCUUGUUUAAAGAACCUGAACAUGGAACUCUGUAGACAACUCACAAACAAAGGAUUACUACAAAUACUUCAGCUUUGUGGAAGUACACUCAGAUCCCUGAAUAUAGGAUUAACAAAUAUAACUGGUGAAAAUCUGUCUGAAUACAAGGGAACCCUGCCUUGUUUAGAGAGCCUAAACAUGGGAAACUGUAAACAACUUACAAACAAAGGACUGCUGCAGAUACUACAGCUUUGUGGAAGUACACUUAGAUCCCUGGAUAUAUUAAAUUCAAAUAUAACUGGAGAAAAUCUGUCUGAAUACAAGGGGACCCUGCCUUGUUUAGAUAACCUGGAAUUAAAUUACUGUGAAAAGCUUACAGAUAAUGGACUACGGCAGAUACUACAGCUGUGUGGAAGUACACUUAGAUCCCUGGAUAUAACAGGAACAAAUGUAACAGGAGAAAAUCUGACUGAAUACAAGGGAACCCUGCCUUGUUUACAGAACCUGAAAAUGCGAGACUGUGAACAACUCACAAACAAAGGAUUACUACAAAUACUUCAGCUUUGUGGAAGUACACUCAGAUCCCUGAAUAUAGGAUUAACAAAUAUAACUGGUGAAAAUCUGUCUGAAUACAAGGGAACCCUGCCUUGUUUAGAGAGCCUAAACAUGGGAAACUGUAAACAACUUACAAACAAAGGACUGCUGCAGAUACUACAGCUUUGUGGAAGUACACUUAGAUCCAUGGAUAUAGGAUUAACAAAUAUAACUGGAGAGUAUCUGUCUGAAUACAAGGGAACCCUGCCUUGUUUAGAGAACCUGAACAUGAGAAACUGUAAACAACUUACAAACAAAGGACUGCUGCAGAUACUACAGCUUUGUGGAAGUACACUCAGAUCCCUGGAUAUAUUAGGAACAAAUGUAACUGGAGAAAAUCUGACUGAAUACAAGGGAACCCUGCCUUGUUUAAAGAACCUGAACAUGGGUGCGUGUAAACAACUCACAGAUAAAGGACUGCUGCAUAUACUACAGCUUUGUGGAAGUACACUUAAAUCCCUGAAUAUAGCGUGUACAGCUAUAACUGGAGAGAAUCUGUCUGCAUACAAGAUUACCCUGCCUUGUUUAGAGAACCUUAACAUGAGAGACUGUGAACAACUCACAGAUAAAGGACUGCUGCAGAUACUACAGCUUUGUGGAAGUACACUUAGAUCCCUGGAUAUAUUAAAUUCAAAUAUAACUGGAGAAAAUCUGUCUGAAUACAAGGGGACCCUGCCUUGUUUAGAUAACCUGGAAUUAAAUUACUGUGAACAGCUUACAGAUAAUGGACUACGGCAGAUACUACAACUGUGUGGAAGUACACUUAGAUCCCUGGAUAUAACAGGAACAAAUAUAACUGGAGAAUAUCUGUCUCAGUACAUUCACGUGAAAGUGACCAGGGGGUGA
Messenger RNA from Eurytemora carolleeae, 1710 nucleotides. Its product is annotated as F-box/LRR-repeat protein 14. Gene Ontology annotation, biological process: SCF-dependent proteasomal ubiquitin-dependent protein catabolic process. NCBI's taxonomy places the organism in Eukaryota, Metazoa, Arthropoda, Copepoda, Calanoida, Temoridae. Gene Ontology annotation, molecular function: protein binding. The transcript has a single exon. Gene Ontology annotation, cellular component: SCF ubiquitin ligase complex. The coding region runs from base 1 to 1710 and encodes 569 amino acids. The record is from RefSeq and is a predicted model, not a curated record.